AUGUCGAAUCGCGUCCGAAAUGGCCGUAUCGGCAAACGAAAGUCUCCCGAAAAGAAGCACAACCCGAAUCUUACUCAACUAUACUUCUUCAAACCCACUGCGGACAACCGGCGUUUACGCCCUUUCAACAAGACGCCUUACAAGCUUGACUUCUCCGUUCAUCAGGGCCUCACCCUCGACGAGGUGGCCUGCAGGAGAGUGGGUGGCCCUGAAUUUAUCAUCUGGGAUAUCCUUGGCGGAACUUUCGAUUUGGCCAGUCGUCCUGACCUUGUUAUCGCCCUACGCUCGCUUCCUCAUAUCUGGUACAUAGAUGAGAACUUCAUGAAUAUCGAUAGAGGGCUCGCCAGACGAGGCUUUAAAAAGGAGAUCAUUCCCGGAUCGCACUAUAAGAUCUCCUGGCGUAGCGAUCCCAGUCAGGUGAAAUUGUCGGCUGACAAGACACCAUUCGACCACUUUAUAGAGAUGAAAUCGCCUCACGAUGUAGAGGACUGGACAAUGAGGCAAGAGGAGGUUAGUUUCAAUGCGGAGCCCCUCGCUACUCUGCUACCUCGGGCAGCGAAUACGGAACAGGGAAGGGCCUGGGAUGUAUAUCCGAUACUUCGACUUGAACGCCUGUUCAUUGAUGAUCCAGAGAAGAAAGCCACCUAUCUCACUAUUUCACCCGCCGGUAUCACUACAAGCCCAAGCGGUCAUCCUCUGAGACGACAACGAUGCUUCCUUUAUGUCACUAUGAAGCUCGAUGAGGAGGGAAAAGAGGAGGGCUGGGCAGAAAAGAUGCUGGGCCUACCAUUCCACUUCUCCGGGGCUUUAUACAGCACCGACACCGUCGACUUGGUGGAGACUCGUUUUGAGAAAGUUGACGACGAGGCUGUCAUCAAGAAAGGCCUCCGCUUCGAGUUAAGGGGCACUGUUGACAGCAUCGACGAAGCCAAAAUAACCGUCAAGCCAGAUUGGUUGGAUCGCCGAGCUUUGGAAAAUGAAGACAACCGGGAAACUAUGCACGUGAUCUUGCAGAAGGAUGUUGAAGUACCAGUGGUUGGGGAGAAGUAUCUGAUUAAAGGCAUCAUUCCGCCACCUGUUCACGAUCAGUGGGGGAGUAGAUUCGAUUUGGAGGAUGGCAAGCUACCGGAUGGAGUCUGGAAGGCAUUUGCUUUUGAUCGCAUCAUCGAGUAA
Molecule: messenger RNA, 1173 nt
Organism: Alternaria viburni
Lineage: Eukaryota; Fungi; Ascomycota; Dothideomycetes; Pleosporales; Pleosporaceae
Exons: 2
Coding region: 1-1173 (390 amino acids)
Source: RefSeq, a predicted model, not a curated record